GAAGAGGUUAGAAAGUCAAAACGUUAGAUACGCCGUUCGGCCGUUUGCGCGAGCAUGAUGCGUACAAUCGCAUCGUCGUCACUCGUCGCGCCAACCUGUUAUUUGCUUUAUCGACCGAAGAUACGUGCACACAACAUUUAUUUCCAAAAGUCGUUGAGGUUUUUUUCGUAAUAAGUACGAACGAACUUGAUCGAACCGCAAAGGUUUGCCUUUCAGACGAAGACGUUAGUGUGAGCAAUAAUGAGUAAAUCUUUGAAGAGGAAAAAUGAAGUCGCAGAUGAAUUCGUUGAAGACAUAAUUCAUUUACGUAAACGCGCAAAAUUGGAAGAUAUAAUAUUCAGAGCCGUUUCGGAGCGAGAAAAGAGUCAAGAUCACUUUUCUGAAAGCAAAAUCGCUGAGAAAUGCGACAAAGUUGUGAGGUCGAUACGUUUGAAGAAAAAGUACAAGUAUCACUGCAAAAAGCACAACAUGAGUUAUUUGGUGGAUAGCGUACGCAAAGAAAAGAAGCAAAUUUCCAAGCAAAAUCGUAAUAAUCUCGUCCAGAGUUUUCGGUCACUGGCCGUCUCCGCAGCCGAUUCCUUCGAUGCACCUGUCGAGGAAGAUGGCUUAGACAAAAACGGAAAUCACUUGAUGCUGAAUCAGAUUAAUGACGUCAAAAGCGACGAUGUAAAAGACGUAUUCAAGAAGCCUGAAAUGCCAAUUUCCAAAGCUCAGAAAAGAAAAGCAAGUGACAGUCCGUUGGAAGUUAAUAAAAACCGAAGUAAAGCAAUCAAUCCAUUGAAACGCCUCGCUGUGAAAAGCGUAACGGAAGAAGCUGCCUCGAACGAGUAUCAGAUUAGUAGUAUUGGUCAGGUAGGUGCAUCUACACCUAAAAUUUUGAGCCCGAACAAACAUAAGAAUAGCGGCGGCAUCAACGAUUUACUGACACCCAAACUGAGCCUUUCAAGUUUGCCAAAAUUGUUAGACGGCACUUUUACGUUGAGCGAUGCCGAAAGCGAGGUUUUCGAUUAUUUUCCGGGAGAUUAUUCUUCAGAGCGUAAGUCGUCGGAGCGGUCGCAUCCGAGAAAGAAAAUCUUAUUGCCCUGUAAAAUCAACUUUGACGAGGAUGAAGACAGCGAUUACGAGAGAAAUCAACAGGACGAUUAUAAAAAUUACAAAGUUAUAAAAAGUUUCGUCGUGACUAAAAAUCCGGAGAAAGGAGGUAUUGUUUUUAAAAAAGGUUCAGAUUACUAUGAGACCGACACCGAUUGCGACUGCAGUGUUUAUGAUAGUCUUUUAGACGAGUCUUCCAACUGCGAGUAUUGGAGUUCGUCGUCGGGAGAUGAGACGGAUAUUGGAAUUUUAACGGGUUAGUAAUUCAUUUAUACAAACAAUAAUAGUAAAAUCGAUUAUAAUUUUAUUGAAGGACCUAAUGAUAAGGGGAAUAUUCAUAAGGUAGUGUAAAAGUAAAAAAAUCAAAUGAAAAUGCAGAACGUAAUUUAUUUAUUUAUUUUUUUUUUUUUCAAAUAAAAAACUUAAGUCUAUAUAAUUAUAACGUCGGACUUAAUGGUGAGAAAAAGAUUAUGGUAUACUGUUACAGUAGAGUAAUCACAGAUGUCAAAACUCAAAAUCGAAAAAUGCCUUUGUAAACAAUCAUAUCAGAGAUUUCCAGUAAACUACAAAUAACAUCAAA
This is a messenger RNA of Nasonia vitripennis (jewel wasp), 1672 nucleotides long. RefSeq lists its product as uncharacterized. The transcript is spliced from 3 exons. The coding region runs from base 241 to 1353 and encodes 370 amino acids. Lineage: Eukaryota; Metazoa; Arthropoda; Insecta; Hymenoptera; Pteromalidae. The record is from RefSeq and is a predicted model, not a curated record.